AAAUCAAGUUCAAAUCCUACUGUUUAUAGUGUUUAUUUUUAAUAAGUUUUCACUAAAUAUCAUGCUAAAAAUGGACGAUUUCGACAUAUUCUCUGACGAAACAAACUUUACUCGACCGCUUUACAAGGAUGUAUUGAACAAAUAUGUAAAGGAAAUACCAGUAACGCCAAGUGGACCCAAUUAUCAAAGUGGCAAUAAACUGAUGGCAGAGGAGUACCUCAUGCAGAACGAUAAUGCCCGCUGCGCCUUCCACCUCAGUGAGGCUGUGUCUGCGUCUCUCCGGAUCCUGGCGCUGUACAGAGAUGAGCAGCUGAAAGGAUGUGAGAAUAAACAACACAAGAUUACCAGUUUUAUCAAACCAAUAAAAGACAUUAUGGAGUCUGGUCCUAUAAGCAAAGAAGAUGAGAAAAUAUUUGAUCUGCUAUCAGUGGAUACAGAGGAGGUGACCAAAGCACUGAGUGUCUUCGAGAUUGAGGAACCAGAGCCAUUCCAUAGGAAAUACUUGAAGUUCAGUGCUGAAAACAAUGUUGACAACUUUCAGAAGAUUCUAAAAGAAUUACCUAAAGAAUGGACAGUAAUCCAGCUGACAGCGCCAUACAAUCCCAACGAGAACUUGAAACCAUUUGACGAAUACAAGACCGAGAUCGACUCUCUGUAUUUGAGCAUGUUCACUAAUGACUACACGGAGCAGUGUGAAUUUGGUCCGGUUACUGUUAAUAUACCGGCCAAUGUCCCAGGUGAAGGAGUAAAACCGCUGUUCACCGAGCUAUAUGCGCUUCUGGAUGAAAACUACAAGACCAUCGACAACGCUCGUCUGUUGAACAAUAAACGCCUAGUCCAGAAUUAUUGGAGUCGGAGAGAGGACAUAGAUCUACGGAUGAAGAGUGUCCUGUACGUGAUGGAUCGCGAGUGGCUCGGUGGUUGGGGCUGCCUGCUGACUGGGAAACUGGUCGACUCCGAAUUGAGGCAUAAAAUCAUCAAGCUGGUAGACGACACCAUUGAUGAUUGGGGAUUCAUAAGACUAACAUUAAAGCAGCGCGUCCUGCUCUACAACCUGAUAGACUCCAGCCCGUGCCUCUCUUCGCAACAGAUCAAGCCUUGCAUUAGAAGAAUUUUGACCGAGCAUGGCAACCCUGAGGACAUUAGGCAACAUCUGCCAGGCGAUUGUCAGACUUGCAGCAAAGACUUUAAGAUUACCAGCGAGCUGUGCCUGAAAUGCCUUAUGAAGUGUUUCGAAGGCGUCCACAAGUUCGCCCUAGUCGACGGCAUCAGAGCGUUCUCGCAAGCUGUGACCAAGGUGAAAGAUGGCGAGGAGUGGGCAGCAUUGAAGAAGGCUAAGCGGCAUCCUGUCAUCUUGAUCGUAGAUGAGAUGCUGGACACGUUCCCAUGGGAGAGCCUGCCGAUCCUGUCCCAACAUCCGGUGUCCAGGAUAGAAAACAUCCACUUCCUGUACAGUCUGUACAAGCUUCACCAGGACAAGAUUGUAGACGGUUACUAUGCAGCCAAGAGCGAUAUCGGAAGAUAUGUCAUCAAUCCAGAAAACAAUUUAGAACGAAUGGAGAAACGCAUGAGCUCCUUCAUCCAGUACUGGUGUCGGUCCUGGAGCGGACACGUGUCGCAGCCGCCGCCACCCGACCAGUUCAUAAACCAUCUCACCACCUCCGACGUUUUCCUGUACUGCGGUCACGGUGACGGCUGUCAAUUCGGCAACGGCGGCGCCGGCUGCGGCGUGGAAGGGGCUACGGGCACGCGUUGUGCUGCGUUACUCUCUGGAUGUGGCUCUGUGAGGCUGCAGCAUGGAGCCGGCCGUGGACCGCCCAUGGCUGCUCAUCAUCAUUUGAGAGUAGCUGGAAGCCCAAUGGUAGUCGGCAUGCUGUGGGAGGUAACUGACCUGGAAGUGGACAAGAUGGUCAGCACGCUGGUGUCGCUCUACGUGCCCUCCGACGCACCCGUUCCGUGGCCUAGUGUCGGCAAGACCAAUUGGAGCAAAGGAGAACUUGAUACGAAUGUGGAACAGAAGCUGCCAUUCACCCCGGAACCGGACUUGCUCCGCGCCGUGUCGCGAGCUCGUGGGUCCUCCAACUUCGUGAUGAUCGCCAGCAGCAUGGUGGCGCGAGGCCUGCCCAUACGGAUACUCUGAUGUACGGUCA
Messenger RNA from Cydia splendana, 2150 nucleotides. It is a transcript of the gene Sse, whose product is annotated as separin. Gene Ontology annotation, molecular function: cysteine-type endopeptidase activity. The coding region runs from base 62 to 2140 and encodes 692 amino acids. Gene Ontology annotation, cellular component: cytoplasm; centrosome; nucleus. The transcript has 14 exons. NCBI's taxonomy places the organism in Eukaryota, Metazoa, Arthropoda, Insecta, Lepidoptera, Tortricidae. The record is from RefSeq and is a predicted model, not a curated record. Gene Ontology annotation, biological process: meiotic chromosome separation; proteolysis.